Messenger RNA from Octopus sinensis (East Asian common octopus), 7105 nucleotides. Its product is annotated as TOG array regulator of axonemal microtubules protein 1-like. Gene Ontology annotation, molecular function: microtubule binding. Gene Ontology annotation, biological process: microtubule cytoskeleton organization. The transcript has 23 exons. Gene Ontology annotation, cellular component: cilium; cytoplasmic microtubule. The record is from RefSeq and is a predicted model, not a curated record. The coding region runs from base 876 to 5798 and encodes 1640 amino acids. NCBI's taxonomy places the organism in Eukaryota, Metazoa, Mollusca, Cephalopoda, Octopoda, Octopodidae.
AAACAUAACCAAAGCUGAGUGUAAUAAUUCAUUUAAAAUUGAGGAAAUUAUUUCGCUAUCAUUUGUAAUUAAUUAAUUGAGUUGUCAUUUAUAGCAAUGUUGUAUACAACAAGAUGAAUUUUUAUUGCCAAUCAGCUUAAUGGAACACACUCGGCCGGGUGCUAAAUGAAAGUUUGAAGAAAAUCAACAUUAAUUGUGUAGCGAUGAGAGUAAUUUCCCUUCAGCGUGCCAGCUUUGUCACAUGACCACUGUUGUUAAGGCUGUUGUUGAUGACAACUUCUCCAGCAGUAUCGCCGCAUUCUCAGCCGUCGCCAUCAUGUUUAUACUUCUAUACGAACAGCUAACUCGUCGAAUAACCCUGUUUCAAUGUGGAGCCCGGCAAAAUUAAUAGACGAAUCAGGACUGUCAAAGAUGUUCACACUACUUCACUGCGAUGUGUCUUCAUGCCAGUUUCGAAAAGAAUCAGAGCUUUUGUUAGCUACAAGAAGGGACAUCGCUCAGUCUAGCUUUGGUUCGAUGCCCCAACUGCGUUUUGUUGUUGACGUUAGCAACGCUACCGAAUUUCCGUUACUCGGCUGCUUUGACUUUUCAUGACAUCAUAGCACGAAACAAUGAAAUAACAAGGAUUCUCUAUGGAAAUCUUUUUUUUUUUCUUUCAAAUACAAUUAAGGUAUAUUUCUAAUUUAAGCUAGUAUUUUAAAAAUUAUUUGUGGCGAUGAGUGCUUGUUGUAGCCGCGACUUAUGUUAUUGUUCUUGUCACGGUUGCCAUUCGACUGUCUUGGCUGUGACGUCCAUUUACUGAUUCGUUCUUCCUUAAUAACCGACUCGUUUGUUGUGGUGUAAUUUAUUUUAAGUUCUGUGUACAUGCCCCCCACAUGAUGAAGAACAUGGAACAAGAUGAAGUUUUAGAUCAUUUGAAUGAUCAAAGUUCGAUUAAAAAACUGGAAACUUUAAAACAAUUACAAUUGACAGUUAAACGAAAUGGAGGUCGAUUACCGUGGGAAGAUCCGUGGACAAUUUUCAGAGGCUUGGAUGUUGUUUUGGUAGAUGUUGCUUGGGAGGUCAGGUUAAAAUGUCUCCAUUUGAUUGUAGAUCUAAUACCUCAGUUAGGAUUUAACAUUGACUCUUGCAUGUUUUUGAUCUUAAAAAAUUUAAUUCUAGCUUUUGCUGAUAUUAAAAAACCUGUUCGUCGAACUUCAAUACAAGCUAUGCAUUUAUAUAUGAAAUAUACGAAUAACUUUGAAGAAUUGUCCAAGGCCAUUGUGCUUUAUGGACUAGAAAAUAGCAACGAUCAUAUUAAAAAGGAAUGGGUUUUUGCUUUACCAAUUCUUUUCACUAAAGAUCUGAGUGGUCGCAACGUUUUCCCUUAUGUCCAGUCUCUAACAAAAAUAGUGUCCCAGGAUUACAAUGAUAAUUUACAAGAGCUUGCAAUGCUUGCCCUACAGACAAUUUCUGAACUUGUUGGCUUAAACAAAUUCAAAUCUUAUUUGCAUAGGCUACCUGAAGAUAUUAGAUUGUCAUAUCUAAGAGAAUUACUCCCUGAAGAUAGGGAACUUUAUUCCGAUUUGAAUGAUUCUCAAGAAUAUUCUCUCGCACAGCCAAUUUUCCACACCAACCAACAACGCCAAUUUCCAUACCAACAACCUCACCCACAGAAUUCAAAUUACCAAGAUGGUCAACAAACAGAAAUAUUUCACUCUGAUGAUAAUGGAUUUGGAGUGUUUCCACAGCAAAUUAUUGCUCAAAUAUUGCGACUUGAAGAUGGUUACAGACUCAGAGCACCAGCUGUUGAGCGUGUUAAAGGAAUUCUGCAUUCUCUUUCAAGACAGAAAAUUUUCUAUAAAAUGGGCCCACAUAUGUUACAAUUCAUUUAUUUUGUAGAUAACUUACUUGAUGACUCUAACUUUAAAAUAACAACUAUUGCCCUGGAGAUUUUAAGUAUUCUCGUGGAAAAACUUGAGCAAGAUGCUCAGCAUUUUCUGAAGCAUCUUGUAUCGACAUUGGCAAGACGAUUGGGUAAUAAUAAGAUUGUUAUUAGGCAAGGCAUUAUGAAAGUGACUAUAAAACUUAUGCAAAAUGCUACACCUAAGCUUGUACUUGGUGUUAUGCUAGAUAACCUACGCCAUAAGAACUCACGAGUAAGACAAGAUAUGAUUAAUAUCUUAAUUGCAGCUUUGCUGACGUUUCCAAGCUAUGAAUUUGAUUUAUAUGCUUUGUGUAAGGAAAUUGUACCCCUUUUAACAGACUCGAAGCGAAAUGUAAGACGAGCUGCAUUAGAAUGUGUUGCAGUUAUUGCACAGGCAAUGGGACAAGGAAGACAUCAACCUUUGUUUCAGGUAGUUGAUUUGGAAGAGUCACGCCACAGUUCAUCAAAGGGCCUUAUGAUUGCCGUUCAAGCCCGCCUGGCUCGUAGACACCUCCCUCGACUUGACGAAGAUGGUUUAGUCGACUAUGCUAUGCCAGCACCCUCUUCAGCUGCACAAAGAAAAAUAACAGGGGACACACAGAAUGCUGACAUAGAAUGGGUUCAGGCAGCUGCCAGUGGUGGCAGCAGCUCGGCCCGGUAUGAGUCAGUAGAGAACGAAAACGUGUCCAUUAAUGAAAGCUCGUCUGCAUCAUCUCCAGAUGAUUAUCCUGUAGUUACAAAGCGAUUCCUUAGUGCUGGCAAAGGUAAAAACAAACUUCCAUGGGAAGGUGAUGAGAAAAACCAGCAAAAUAAACUGUAUGAUGAUUUACCUUCUUCUGCUCCAACACAGCCAACAAAGUUAUCUGAUGUUGGCAGUCGCAAAUCACCAAGUCUGCCUGGAACUGAUGCUGAAAGGCUAAAACUUAAAAAAGCAGCUUUUGUUGUUGGUUCUAAAGAAAAUUCUUCUGAUCUGGAUUCUAAAGACAAAGCAUUUUGGGCAAGUAGCAAAAGUCAUGAAGAUUUGUCAAAGCAUUCCCGAUCAAAGUUAUUUCCAAUCAAUACAAAAGAUGUGGAUGACUCGCCCAUACCUAUGAAACCAGCUUUGGCACGAGGAUCUGCUUCCAGCCGCAGUUGCAGCAGCAGCAGUAGCAGCAGUCGCAGUGAAAUGCAGUUAUUUUCCAACUCUCCUGAUAUCAAUCACUCUUCCUAUACUGCAUUUGGUACUCCUGAUGAGAUGCAAAGCUCUUUGAAAAACAUAAGAGAUAGUGCUUCAAAAAGACGAGCUGAAAGACUGGAGAAAAGUAGCAAUUCUGCAGACAUGUUCCAGAGUCUCAGCUCCAGUGAGAGAGAACACUGGAGUGAUUUUCAUGAUAAAAAAGAUGACUUGAAGAAGAAAGACAGUUUAACAUCAAAACUGUCAUCUGAGUCUUUAUUUGAUGCCAAGCCAAACUUGACAAGGAAUAACUCAAUACGAUCUAGACACCAGCAUGAUUAUAUAAAUGAAAACAUAAAAGUCAGUCAGUCGCCAGAUAGUUCUUCAGUCACCAGAUCUCAUAGUAAAACCUCAGAAGUGUGUGUGUUUGGAAAAGGCUAUGCUGAAGAUUCAUACACUGACAUAAAAGCAGGUGGCGCCUCUGGUAAUAAAAUGAAACAUCAAAAGAGGGCCAGUAAAGAUGAAUCUAAGAUACCUGCAUUAGUGAACAUAAACUCAAGGUGGUGUGACAGGUAUAAAAUUCACCUUGUAAAUGAGAGAUAUGUGGUUCAAUUCCCUACAGUGGAUGCUUCAUCUGGCACACCUCUUGGUAUGGCAUCAUUAUAUUCUUACGGGAGUUCAGAAAUAGGUUCUGGAGAGAUUGCUGCUGAGCCAAAAAUGAUUGGUGUCAUUGGAAAAGGAUUAAAUCCUGUUGAAACAAAUUUGAACUCUCAAAUGACUGGUUCAGAGAUGGAAUCAUUUGAGCACAAAUUGAAUGAUACGCACAUGGGUAGCGGUGUUCAUGGCAUUAGCAUUGCAAAUUCUACAAAAGAUAAGCUAAUUUGCAAAGACAGUAUACAAGAUAACAGUGACAUAGAGGGUGAUUCUAUGAGAGAAGAUUUUACUCAAAUUUCUACAACAAAACCUGUGAAAGAAAGAGGAACGAUGAAGAAGCGUAAAGGAGAUAAAACAAAACAACCUGAAAUCUAUAACAAAAUUCAACUAGAAGUUCUUCCUGUGAAUUCAAAUCCUCUUAAUUUAGAGAAAACUUGUAAACCAACACCAAGCUUAACUCCGAAGAUAAAACCAAAGACGCACAUUUUAGACAAUGAAAACAAUCAAGCUCUCAGGAAUUCUUCAGAUCUCACUCAACCCCCAGAAAACUCUGUCUCACUACCACCAGCUGGAAUUGAUGAACUGCAACAAAAGUUAAAUCAAGAAGACUGGAAAAUAAAAUGUGAAGCUCUUAAUUCAACAAGACAGCUGUGCAAACAAUGCCCGAGUGCUUUCGAUUCUGGUUUCCAUCCGUUGAUGAUGUUAAUAACCAAAGAGUUGGAAAACCUAAGGUCUCAAGUUAAAAGAGAUGCUAUUCUUUGUGUUACUGAUAUGUUUCUCUAUCUGAAGAGAAGAAUGGAUGCAGAAUUAGACAAAGUUAUUGGUUGCUUAUUAGCUUUGAUGGCUGUCAGCAAAGAAUUCAUCAGGAAUGAUGUAGAAAAGGCAUUUGAUGCAAUGGUUGAAAAUAUCACCUGUACGAAGGCUUUGCCGAUCCUCAUAACCAAAGGUUUGAAGCACCGAAGUGUAGGUAUAAGAAAAACGGCAUCGUAUUACAUAACAGUUAUUGCAAAAAAAAUUGGUCACCGACGAUUAUUAAGUGGUGUUAAAGAUUUGACAGAUAAAAUUCUACAAGCCACACUCGACUGCUUAACUGAUCCAUCCAACGAAGUACGGUAUCAUGGUAAAGAAAUUCUUUUUUUGUUGAUGGAAAACCCCAGUUUGGAACAACAGCUAGAGAAAUACCUUCCUUCUGAAUCUAUUAAUACCAUGAAAAGUCAAAUAGAAAACUUGAAUAAAAAGGGUUUGGUUGAAAUGUCUUAUGACAUAUCAUCUGCUCCACAUUCAGCAAAGUCUUUGUCCUCAUCAAGGACUGGAUCUGCUGCAAGCUUAGUAAAUGUUCAUGCUAGUGCAAAACGACCUAUAUCAUAUAAAAAUAUUGAAAUGGUACAAGAAGAAAUAAAAGAAAUGAACAAACUUCUUUCUGCUAAUGAUUGGCGUGUUCGACAAAAAGGUCUUGAAAAUUUCAAAGAACUGUGUGAUUCAAACCCUAAUAUCAUUGCAACAAACAUCACUCAGAUCUUUGAUAACUUUUUGCCACGGCUACAGGAUGCCAAUAGUAAAGUGAAUUUACUAGCCUUAAAGAUAUUACUUGAAGUGAUACCAAUCAUUUACCCAUCGAUGGGACAAGUUAUCAACUUAACUGUGAACUAUGUUAGCACCAACUUAUCCUCCAAAAACCUUGAAAUUCACAAUAUCACCAUAAAAAUUUUGGAUUUGUUAAUACAUUGUUUAGAACCAAGCAUUUUACUCCGUCCUUUUACAAACCAAGUCACAAGCAAUGCCCGAAAAUGUUCUGAAAUUAUACCGAAAAUUGCUGAAUUAGUAGAAAAAGAAUACAAGUUAAAACCAAAGCAAAUGGAAAUGUACAUUUUACCUUUAGUACUUCACCUUAUCAACUGUGUGAGCAGUAGUGCUACUGUUCAAGGUGGGAGUUGUAACUUGAGACGGGCAACAACUCACCUCAUAUGCAUUCUAAACCAACAAAUGGGACAUACAUUGAUGGAUAAAUUCUCUCAGCUGGUAGGAGUUACCACCAGACAUCAACAAUAUCUCCAGGAUGUAUUACCUGAAGAAUUGUUUAAAUGAAAUUUUUAUAAGGAGACACGACAAAAGGAUGAAGAAGAUUUAGAGAAAGAAAAGAAGACUAUUUUUUUAAAUUAAUGCACAUGAUUGGGUUUUCUUUUUCCCUUUUCUUUUUUUUCUUUUUUCUUUUUUUUUUUUCAAUCAUAUCUGACACACCUUUAAAUUAAUAACAUUAUUCAGAAGUUUAAAUUAUAAAUACAAACAGUAGUAAUAUGAUGAAAAAUCCCUUUCUAGUGUGAGCAUAUAGACAGCUUAAGAAGAAAAUAUAUUUAGUCGAAGGUGAGUUCAGCUUAUUUAGAUGAUAAAAGUGAGUUCAUCUUAAAUAGCUUAUGUGUGAAGAAUAAAUGAUUUGCUUUGUUUUGAUUUGAGUAAAAUCAAGGUUCUUUGUGAAGAAUGGUUUGACAAAAGGAAUUCUGUCUUGCAUUUCUCACAGAUUUUCUUUGCAAAAUACUUUAAACACAAAGAAUAUUGAUGAGCAAUGAAAACUUUUAAAGCUUCUCAAAUUUUUCACUCUAUUGCAUAUAUUAUUUGAGAAAAUGCUUAUUUAAUUCUAGAUCAUUUUAUUUUAUUUAUAUGUGAUCUGGUUUAGAUCUUUGUAGAAGCUAUAGAAAUUACACUGAAAGUUAUUAGUUUUUUUUGUUUUUUGGGUUUUUUUUUUAAUUACAUUCUCUGUUUUUACUGGGUUAUUUUAAGGAUAAUAGAAUGGUUAAUAUAGAAAAUGAGACUUAAAAUUGUGUACAAUGAAGAUUAUUGUAAUAAAAAGGAGAAUGAAUGUGUCUGAAUUUUGCAGUGAUAGUAUCAAUACUAGUGAUAUUAAUUUUGGUAUUGCUCUUUCUUUUUAUUGCAAUAUGGUGGGGACUUUGUUCAUAUCUACUAUGUAAAAUUAUACUGAAACACCAACUAUGCAACUUUUCUUUCAAUUACAAUGAUAUGGGCACAAUUAGAAAUGAUAACAAAGCAAAAAAAUGUAGAUAUAAUCAUUUUCAUAAUUCUGAUCUUAAUGCUUCAGAUUUAUGUGGAUUAUAAAGGUGAUAGUUAUGGUAAGGAUUAUAAUAUUCUUAAUGGAAAGGAGGAUUGGGGAAUGCAGAGACAGUACUUUAUUUUGUCCUUGUUUAUGUGAACUUUAACUCCCACUGUUGUGAGGGGGAUCACCUUUCGCCUCUACUGAGGUCAAUAAAUUAAAUGUCAGUAAUGUAGUAGGGUCAGUUUGAUUUACUGUACCAUCCUACACAAAUUUAUGCCUAUAUACUAAUAUAAGAAUUCAGGUUUAAUGGGGAUGUUUUAUCAUCUAUAAUGGUGAUGACUGUAAA